Formica exsecta is the source of this 3024-nucleotide messenger RNA. Its product is annotated as glutamyl aminopeptidase-like. The record is from RefSeq and is a predicted model, not a curated record. Gene Ontology annotation, cellular component: cytoplasm. Lineage: Eukaryota; Metazoa; Arthropoda; Insecta; Hymenoptera; Formicidae. Gene Ontology annotation, molecular function: metalloaminopeptidase activity; zinc ion binding; peptide binding. Gene Ontology annotation, biological process: proteolysis; peptide catabolic process. Bases 162 to 2879 code for a protein of 905 amino acids. The transcript has 13 exons.
GUUAGUUUUCAGUGACCUCUUAAAGUGAUAAGACGGCAAGUGUACAGAUACUUCUUCGAUAUUAAAAGGUUGUAGCGUUAAUCGCUGCUCUAAUGCAGCCAAUAUUAAUUGUUAUAAAGAGCUGUUUCUUAAUUAUCACACACUUUUAGAAUACAAGGAAAAUGAUUUUGCAGAUAUCGAGAACAAAAAUUAGCAUGGCAUUACUAAAAUUGUUAUUAAGUGUUGGUAUAAUCAUCGCUGUAACGGCUUUUCCUAUAAAUGAAAAUGAGAAAAAGAACUUGCUUACUGCAAGUAAUUACCGUUUUCCGAAUGAUAUAAAACCGAUACAUUAUAAUAUCGAGCUUAUAUUAAAUAUUGAAGAAGGUAUAUAUCGCGGAAAAUCAAACAUCAGCAUCAAAAUUAGUAAAGAAACACGGUACAUAACAUUGCAUUCAUUGAACUUGGCUAUUACCGAAACUACAUUGAUUAAUGAAGAUGUACGACAGUCUAAGAACGAAAAAUUUGUCUAUAAAUCAACGGAAUAUUCAUAUAUUCAGGAGAAAAACAUUGUCAUUAUUCACUUUAAUAAUAAACUAUUGCCCGGGAAUUACACCUUAGACAUAGAAUUCUUCGCCGAAACAAUUGAUAAUAUCGAAGGUCUCUUUAGAACUUCCUACACCAAUGAAAAAGGAGAUAAAGUAUGGUUGAUCGCAACACAUCUGGAGGCAAUAGGAGCACGGCAAUUAUUUCCAUGUUGGGACGAACCAGAAUUAAAGGCUAACUUUACCAUUUCCGUAAAGCAUCCGAUAAAGUACAAAGCUUUGUCAAAUAUGCCGGUGGAAAAGAAAAUAGUUGAAAGUAACAUGGCGUGGACACACUUCAGUACCACACCUAUAAUGUCUCCUAAUCUCGUGACGAUAGUGGUGAUGGAUUUUAUAAGCACGUCCGACGAUUGGAGGGUUAAAAUAUGGCAUAGAGAAGAAAUGUCACCUGCAUUCUAUAUGUAUAUUUUUACUGAUUUAAUCAAGACGAUUUUGGAAAAUGAAUGGUGUACGAUAACUUUGAAAAUGAUUCCUAAAGUGGAUUAUGUUGCAAUCCCAGAUUUCCCAGAAGAAGCUGUAGUAACUUGGGGACUCGUUCUUUACAGAGAAACAAUUGUUAUGGACGAUAAACUAUCAUUAUUAGGCAUGACACAUAACAAAAUGGAGGCGUCACGCUUAAUAGCACAUAAUGUGGCACAGGAAUCUUUUAAAAAUAUAUCACCUUGGUUAAAUGAGGGACUUGCUCAAUUCUUAGAAAUCUAUGCCAUUCAUAAGAAUUUUCAAUUUUAUCAAAUGAUGGAUAUGUUAGUAGUCCAGUUACAACACGAAUCUUUCCUUUUAAACUCCUAUUUCGAUGAGAGACUCGUACAAAUCAUCAAUUCUGAAAUUAAUUCACUUUCCCCUUCUUUGCAUUACAAAGCAUUCUCUACAUUGCGUAUGUUGCAAUAUGUACUUACUGAUGAAGUGUUUCAAGAUGGUAUCAAAAAGUAUUUACACACAAAUGCAUGUAUUCGCCGGACAACAUCUGAUGAUUUUUGGAUCGCUAUGCAAGAUGCUCUUGAUAAAUCGUAUAAUACCGAAAUUAAAUUAAUGGAAAAAAUGAAUGGUUGGAUAAGAUAUAAAAAUUAUCCUAUAGUAAAAGUAAUGCGCUAUUAUAGUCAUACAGAUAUAGUACUAGUAAAUAAUGAUUCAUUCGAUAAUGAUUUGUGGGUACCUAUAACCUAUACUACACAGAGCGAUCUUAAUUUUAACAAGACUUCGCUUCAUCAUAUCAAAUGGCAAAAAUUUACGCCGCAAAAAUCAUAUGUUGAAGUACAUGAAGAUCACAAAAAAGAUGGUUGGAUUAUAUUUAAUUUACAACAAGCUGGAUACUAUCGUGUCGAUUAUGAUAUUGAGAACUGGAAAAGAAUUGCAACGUACCUAAACUCUAUGGAAUAUUCAAAAAUUCAUGUUCUCAAUCGUGCUCAAAUCAUCGAUGACGCUUAUUAUUUCCUAACGAUUAAGCAAUUUGAUUCUUCUGUAUUUUGGCAACUUACGAAAUAUCUAUCGCGAGAGACAGAUUAUGUAGCAUGGUAUCCUAUGAUCAAAGCUCUUGAGCAUAUGUCAAAAGUUUUUCCAAUAUCAGAUAGAAGAGUUUAUAAUAUCAAGAAAGAGAUGAAGGAAAUAUUAAACAAGCUUCUUCGGAAUAUGGGAUACGAAGAAUCUAAUAAAAAUUAUCUUACUAAUUGUCUAAAACAAGAAGUUACAAAAUGGGCAUGUAUUCUCGAUGAACCUAACUGUAAGACAGUAGCAGGUUCGAAACUGCAACAGCAUCUCGCAAAUCGUACAACAAAUAAACUUCUGCCAUGGUGGGAAGAAUGGACAUAUUGUAAUGGUUUGAUGACGGACGAUAGUAUUUGGAAUGAUGUAUUUGAGAUGUACAUGAAAGAAUCUGAUAAUAAAUAUUUAAAAUUUCUGGCUUGCUCUGGAAAUAUUGCUAUCAUUCAAAACUAUACGUUGCUAAUGGCAUCGAAAGAUCAUAAUAUAAUAAUAAAAGAUAAGGACCAUAUUAACAGUUUUCAUUUUAUUAUUGCCAAACAUGCAAAGAAUGGGAUAAUGCUUAGUUAUAUAUUAUCAAAUUUUGAGAAAAUAAUACCGAGACAAGCCAGUCGGAUUGCAGUAUUAAUUGAUCUUAUAAAUCAUGUGUAUACUAGGGAAGAACUUAACAAGAUACACCAAUUCGUAGAAAGUUACAUGAAAAGUCCACGUUUGACGUUUUAUGUUGAAGAAAAGAUAAAAAAACGCUUAAACGAAAUCGAAAAUCAGACAAAGUAUCUUGUAAACCUUUCAGAUAUAAAAGUAAACAGAGGAAUGUAUUGAGAACGAGAUGAUGAAGUAGCUCAGUGACAGAUUAGCUGCCUAUUAAGAAGAUCCUAAAUCCUGAUCGCGAGAACGCCGUUUUUCCCCUCUGCUGAAGAGCAUAAUAAUAAAUGUUGACGUAUUAUUAUGCCCUACACAUAAUAUC